Messenger RNA from Prunus mume (Japanese apricot), 1176 nucleotides. NCBI's taxonomy places the organism in Eukaryota, Viridiplantae, Streptophyta, Magnoliopsida, Rosales, Rosaceae. The record is from RefSeq and is a predicted model, not a curated record.
AUGGCAAAACUCCAAGAACAUAACAAUCUUCUUUCGUCUAAAGUGGACAAAACUCAGCAACUGCUCAAUCAGCAGCAAACGCAGAAUAUCCAAACUAUCGAAUCUUCCCAGAGUCUGCAGACUCCUAAUGGACAGAAGAAGGGUAAGAAGGGGAAAAAGGCAACGCCUGCGCCCUCCAAGCAAUUGGUAGUUCCGGCACCUAGGGACCAGCUGCAGGUACCGAAGAAGGUUUACACCGACAGUCGCCAUCGGAUCAAUGAUAAGGAAGCCGAAAGGCAGAGGUCUCCAAUCAGGAUCAAUGCUAGGUUGAGAGACUCACGAAUGAGGGCUCUGGUAAGCAAGUCGCCCAUUCGAAAGGUACGGGGUUUGGAAUCGAAAGCAGAAUUCGACGAGCAUGUCCCUUCCAAAACCACCAAAUCAACCUAUCGUUCGGCAACUCCCACGCGAUUCUCUGGCGCAAGGCCUUCAAGUCCGCGGAGAUCUUCCGAAGACUACGGUUCCGAGGUCUCAAGCCGAGACCCUGCUAUCUGUCUACAUUUCCAAAAGAUUCAAAAGAUGGAAAACGAUAGGACUCGCUUCCAAGAGCCCGACUGGGGCAAGCUUCGGCGGGGACCGUUCACUGAAAGCAUAAAGUGCUCACGGCAGGAUAAGGAUAUACAACCACUUCGCAUACCAUUCUACACCGCUGUCGAAGACCCUUUAACGCAUCUAUAUUCCUUCCAAUCAGCAAUAUGGUGCAAGAGACUCAACAACAAAGGACAAUGCUUGCUCUUCCCAUCCUCCCUUACAGAAGCUGCAUUAAAUUGGUUCUACUGUCUGGAGCCGGGAAUCGUAGACUCAUUCGACGAGUUAAAACAGAUUUUUCUCAAUCACUUUAUGAUCCAGACGGACCGUCUGUACUUUGUCGAUGAUCUGUACACGAUUCGGCAUAGAGAAGACGAGCGACUACGAGAAUAUGCCGCGCGUUUUAGUCAUGAAUACUCGAGGUGCCCAAAAACGGAUGACAGGGCAGCUUACGGCGCCUUCAAGAGCAGCCUUUGGUCCUCACACUUCUGGUACCUCGUGCACAGUAGCAAUUGGCGCACUUAUGACGAGUUGAUGAAGCAGGCAACAAUCCACGCCAAGGCUGAAUAUUUCAACUCAAAGUCCGGGCUUUCUGCUCGGCACCAGCAUUGA